Molecule: messenger RNA, 1046 nt
Organism: Quercus robur (English oak)
Lineage: Eukaryota; Viridiplantae; Streptophyta; Magnoliopsida; Fagales; Fagaceae
Product: ethylene-responsive transcription factor ERF098-like
Exons: 1
Coding region: 132-575 (147 amino acids)
Biological process (GO): ethylene-activated signaling pathway; regulation of DNA-templated transcription
Molecular function (GO): DNA-binding transcription factor activity; DNA binding
Source: RefSeq, a predicted model, not a curated record
AAAGAGAAAAAAAAUUCCACUACAAACCGUCAGAUAUGACUUCAAUAUGUGUAAAAACGUUGCAAUAUAUACGGUACCAUGUGAUGUAAAAUGUUACAUUUUAUCUUUGAAACACAAACACAAACACAAACAUGAAUGGUAAGAGAGUAGGGAAUGAAGCGAAGGGAAAUAGCAAUGAAGUAAGGUAUAGAGGGAUUCGUAGAAGACCAUGGGGUAAAUUUGCAGCAGAGAUACGUGACCCUUCAAGAAAUGGAGCAAGACUAUGGUUAGGGACAUUUGAUACAGCUGAAGAAGCAGCAAGAGCAUAUGAUCGAGCCGCCUUCGGUUUUCGAGGUCAUUUAGCUAUCCUCAACUUCCCAAAUGAGUACCAAUAUCAAAAUCCCAGCUCUUCUUCUUCAAAUUCAAGAACUUUUCCUUCCUCAUCUUCUUCUUCAGCUCGUGGCAAGAGUUUUGGCAAAGUGGGUUCAUCUACUGGACAAGAAGGGGAGGUUAUAGAGUUUGAAUAUUUGGACAAUAAGUUGUUGGAUGAGCUUCUGGAAACACAUGCGGAUAUAGGCAAAGGGUUUGGCAACUGAAAAUAUAUCAUUGGUUCAUUAAGAAAAGGACAUGUCUUUUUUUGGCCAAUGUAUGACUGAUGUUUUUUCUGUUUGCUUGUUUGUUUUUUAUUCACCUUUUAUGUAUAUAUAUGUGUGUGUGAAAGAAUUUGGUAGUUUAUUCUCAGAUUCCACCCUUUUACAGGGUUUUCUUCCCCUCCUCUUCCUCUUUUGGAGUUUUUUUUUUUUUUUUUUUUCAUUUCGUCCUAGUAAAAAAAUGCCUCUUUUUCUCAGUAUAGAGGGUUCUCUCUCUCUCUCUCUCUCUCUCCCUGUUUUUUUUUAAAGGUCAAAGAACAAAAACUCAGGGCACAAUCAGGUUUUGGUUAGACUUCAAAUUGACUGAAUUUAUCAGUCUUAGGAUAGCUUCAAGUUCUGUAACUUUUAGCCCAAUUUUAUUGACCGGAGUGUGCCUCAGUGCCUUUACAGCUGUACCAACAGCUAUUUCUUAUUUAA